This is a messenger RNA of Dacryopinax primogenitus, 1256 nucleotides long. RefSeq names its product phosphomannomutase. Gene Ontology annotation, molecular function: phosphomannomutase activity. Lineage: Eukaryota; Fungi; Basidiomycota; Dacrymycetes; Dacrymycetales; Dacrymycetaceae. The coding region runs from base 288 to 1061 and encodes 257 amino acids. The record is from RefSeq and is a predicted model, not a curated record. Gene Ontology annotation, biological process: protein N-linked glycosylation; mannose metabolic process; GDP-mannose biosynthetic process. The transcript is spliced from 5 exons. Gene Ontology annotation, cellular component: cytosol.
UUCCUGCCGAGCAAUGAUCCAGUUCUUGUCUUUUACCAUCGCUCGUUGUAUCCAGAAAGGCGAUCACGAUAUGUCAGCUCGGAUGUCGCUCCCGAGCAGAUGGCGAGUAGAAAUUUUGUGGGACAUGGCUGUCUUGCUCAGCAGGCUGUUCGCACGUUGUUCGACACGGAGGCAAGUCGCGUCCAGUGACAAACGCGACCUUGGGUGGUCUUGACGCACCGUUGGACGUGCAACAGCGCAUACCCUUGCCAUUAUACUGUACCUCACCCUACCUGUCAUAGAUCACAAUGGCCACAGGAGACUUUGCCGACCGCCCCUUGCACAAGCUGUGCUUGUUCGACGUCGAUGGCACCCUUACCCCGGCUCGUCAAGGGGUAUCACCCGGGAUGCUCGAGGUCCUGAAGGAGGUUCGCAAAAAGGCGGUCAUCGGCUUCGUCGGCGGCUCGGACCUCGCCAAGAUCUCGGAGCAGCUUGUACCGGAUGGCAAAGGGAAAGUGGUCGAAAACUUCGACUAUGGUUUCGCCGAGAACGGGCUCACCGCUUACAAGCUUGGGAAGGCACUCCCUUCGAACUCCUUCAUCAAGCAGGUCGGCGAGGAACGGUACAAAAAGUUGGCCAACUUCAUUUUGCGCUACCUUGCGGAUGUGGAUAUUCCAGUCAAGCGCGGCACAUUCAUCGAGUUUCGAAAUGGGAUGAUCAAUGUCAGUCCCAUCGGGAGGAACGCUACGGUGCAAGAGCGAAACGAGUUUGAAACCUACGAUAAGGUACACGGCGUGCGCACCGCGAUGGUGAAAGUAUUGCAGGAGAACUUCGCCGACUACGGCCUUACGUACUCUAUCGGCGGGCAAAUAUCCUUUGACGUCUUCCCGCGCGGGUGGGAUAAGACCUAUGCUCUAGGCCUCGUCGCCGACGAACACUUCGACGAGAUUCACUUCUUCGGUGACAAGACAUACAAGGGCGGGAACGAUUAUGAGAUCUAUUCAGAUCCCCGCACGAUCGGCCAUUCGGUGACCAACCCCGCCGACACCAUGAGAAUCCUCAAGGAGCUCUUCUCUCUUUAACCAGCACUCUUCCGGAAGCCGGACCGGCGAUCAUCCGGUGUACAACCUGAAUUAGAACGCACAAGCAUUUCAAAGACUGUUUGGACAGUUUUGACUGUUGGCCCCUGACUGCUCAUAGACCUCCAACACAUGCGUAGUACUUGGAACGCCAUAGGCACCCACACCUAGGCACCCGAAUUCUACCGUGUAUGUGUA